AUGUUCCUCGUCAACUAUCUCACCCAGCCGAAAAUAACCUUCCCGGCAAGGAUCAACUACCAGUUCGAGUCCCAGAUAGCACGUCUGCUCGACGAGGCUGGCGUCCCCAACUUCAUGUGGGGAGAGCCAUAUCUCGGGACUCUGGGAUCCAGCACUGCGGGUUUCGGGUCCAGGUGGGCAGUCCCAGACCAUCUCAUCGACAAGGCCGGCGAGGCCCUCGCCAAAGCCUCCUUCCCCCCCUGCAAGCACGGCCGGGAGAAAUGUCCCAUCUUCGACAAGCGGAGCACCCACCCGUACCCAGAUCACCACUUCCACACGGACCUCACCUACCCAGAGGCGUGGCCCGAUUUCCCCAUAUGCGUGAACCUGUACAAGAAGUCGCGCCUCUUCUGGGAGUUCCCGGACCCGACGCUCGGCCCGCCGUCCGCAACGGACCCGUACUACAUGCUCGUGGGCGACCCGCGCAUCCGAACCGACAAUUACAUGGUCCGUGGCAGCCGCGGCCCGAAGCCAGCGGACCUCUAUCCGGUCAAGAUGGCGGUCCCCGCGCGCUACACAGAGGCGAUGGUUCUGCUGCAGCUUCGGGAUGCCUGCGGACAGCGCACGAUGCUGCAUUGGGAAGUUGAACUGAUCUACUUGCUCGACCCCGGACAGAUCCUCGGCCUGAACCUGGAUCUGCAGGAUCUGCGGCCGGCGUUUAGGGACUAUCUUGUUGCGGACAAUGUGGAUGACUCGGACACGGGCCAUCGUCUCUUCUGCCGACUUUUCCUGGAGCUGAAGAGGGAGAAGAGGAUUCCUCCGCCGGAGAGGCCCUGGGAGGCGGGCAUGGGAAGAGAAUAG
Molecule: messenger RNA, 840 nt
Organism: Aspergillus calidoustus
Lineage: Eukaryota; Fungi; Ascomycota; Eurotiomycetes; Eurotiales; Aspergillaceae
Source: the annotation of a GenBank genome assembly